Molecule: messenger RNA, 1074 nt
Organism: Meloidogyne enterolobii
Lineage: Eukaryota; Metazoa; Nematoda; Chromadorea; Rhabditida; Meloidogynidae
Source: the annotation of a GenBank genome assembly
GUCACUAAUGCACUCAACAAAAUGAAAGGAUUUUUUAGUUUAUCAGUGCCAAACAUGCAUCAUCCAGUCAAUUCCAUCUCUAAUUCUUCCUCACAACAAUUUUUCGACUUAAAACCGAUUAAAGGCCCUCGAGCUCCACAUCCAGUAAAUCCAUUCAUUUCUUUCUCUACAACAAACUCUCCUUUUACUUCAAAUAACUCUCUCAUCUGUCUGCCAGCCCCGUCUGGCAAUAAUGAAAGAGAAAGAAAUGAAAAUAACAAAAUACAACGCCCAUCUAAUUCUACACAUCAGCAGCUGCGGGCUGACAAACUCUCUACUAAUUCUUCACUCUCUGGCCAACAACACAAUAAAAAUCCGAGGAGAUAUUUCCUUCAGGAAUUAUUCCACCAACAACAACAACAAUGUACAUUUGGAAAUUUUUUUGAUUCGGUAUUUUCUUUUCUAAAUCUUCAUAAUUAUUUUUUAAAGUUAAAACAAACAACAUUAAUGGCCUGUUGUUUUUGUUGUUGCCCAAUAUUUCGUUGUGUUUUGUGGUUUUGCGUUUUUGAAUUAAUUUGCACAAUUUAUUGUUGGUAUUGUGAAUUAAAUAAUUUAUUUAGAAUGCACACAAAUAUUGAAUUAAAUAAUAUUAUUAUUCUUUUAAUUAUUUCUGGUUGGUUAAUUACUUUAAUUGUUUCGACUGUUUCUAUUUGUUUAGCAAAAUAUAAAGAUGAUGCACAAUGGAUUUUGCCUAGAUUGGUCCAACAAACAGGUCUUUUAAUUUUUGGAUUUUUAAUUGCCCUUCUUUUGGUUAUUUACUUUUCUGGAGCAUCUCAAACAAUAAAUAAUAUUUUAAUUUCAAUUUAUGAAAAUCUUUAUUCCGAAAAUAUUUCAAUUGAAGAAAGACAAGGAAUUCAUGAGGAUUUAAGAUUUUAUUUUCUUAUUUUAAUCCCUUUGACUUUCUUUUUUAUUUGUUAUAUUGCCACGGCAUUGUGUGCAACAAAAAAAUAUUAUAGAGAAAUGCUCUUUAGAAAUCGUCCCUUUCAGGCAAUUUUUAAAUUAAAAUAUAGUAAUUUAAUCAAAACAGCAACGUAA